GUAUAAUCAUAUGGCCUCUAAUCUUUUAAUUUAGAGAGUUUUAAGAUAGUUUCUUCAAAAAGCAGCAAAAUAUAAGAGGCCGCACAUUUUGUUAAAGUCAAACCACAAGCAAUAGAAAGUAUAUGCAAACAAACAUUUUGCAUCUAAAAAAUAUAAACGUGUUUUCCAUAUGAAUAUAUCUGCAUUGUGGUUUGAUUGCUUGUUUUUAAAUAAAUUGAUAGACUUACAUUUUCAUUGCAUACAAAUGUAACCUUAUUCAUUCAUAAUGGAAAUGUUCUUUUUCAACAUAAGGAAUUUGUUUGAAAACAGAAACUUAGAUGUUGAUUGAACCCAUCAAAUAUUUUAAAUGCAAUUGGACUUUUUCUUAUGUUUAACCAGGGGUAAAUCUUUUCAAAGAAGAUUUUCAAAUUUGAAAAAUAAAAUGUCCUAUAAAUCUUCUUAUCUUUUUAGAAAUCUCACUAGUUGGCCUUUACAACAUAUUUAAAAUGAAAUGUACAUAAAAAUCAACAUGUUAAGUGCUUUAUUUGCUUUUCUUUAAUCAAGGUCUAAUCAAAGUGAUUCAAAGGGCAUGAUCUCAACUUCUCAAAACAAAAACUGAUUUCGUAUAAACAUGUACUAUGAUGGAUUAUUACAGGAUUUUAUUGAAUUCAUAUUUUGCUAGUAGCUUUUAAGAAAUCCUAGUUUACAAAGGAUUAUGAUUAUUUGUUGAAACAAGGAUAAAAAUUCUGAUAGGAUUUUGACUUUAGUUUGACAUCAAUUCACCCAUAUAGUGCUGCUGUGAAUAUUUUAGUUCAUGUAAUUGAAAUGCACGAAACAGUAUGUAGUACUACUAAACAACACUAAAUAUCACAUGUGUAUAACAGUUGAUAUACAGAUGAACUGUGAUCACUGUUAUUAAAACACUAAAUACACAGAUGAACUCUAUCUGUAUCACAAUUAGAGGAGAGUUUGGUGGGAACUAAUGCAAAAAAGUAGAGAAAACUCACUAUUGAGCCAAGUUAAAUUUUUUGUGGAUAUCAUGAGGACAUAGUUCAUUGAAUAAUCAGCCAACCAACAAUUCAUAAGUAAACUGGAAGAUACCAUGGGAGGUUGUCUAAUAAACAGUGUAUGAAUGGAUAUACAUGUAUUUGUAAAAUGAUCUCAAUUUGAUAAAUACUGUGGUUAACAUUUAGUUAGUGAAUUCAAGCUGAUUUCAAGUGGAUUAACAUACUUUUUACGAGGAUCAUUAUAUUUUAAUUCUGGUUCAUACACCAUGGGUAAUGAACAAGGAAAAGCUAGCUCCUCUGAUAAAAAUGGAGCUGAAGAGAAAAAGGAACGAAAAGGCUCAAUGAGAUUCAAGAAGCUUUCUAGGAAAGAUUCUACCAAGAAAGCAAAGUCAGACAUUGGGCAGGAUUCAUCAGCAAAAUCAGAUAAUAAUUCAAAUGUUAAGCUAAAGUCAAAAGAGUCUUCUCCUGUAAAUGAAUUCAAGAGGAAAAACUCAAAUCAAGCAAAACCUGUCAAGGAAGUUAAAGUACCUCCAGCAAAAGAAAAUGCAAAAGCAAGUUUAGCAAAGCCAGAUGAUAAACCACCUGUGGCAAAGGUUGACAGUAAACCAAAACCAGAAAAUAAAGUUACAGCUCAAGUUGAAGUAGAAGAGAAGCCAACACCAUCUAAAGUAGCCACAAAUUCUCCUGCAGCUAAAGUAGAACCUAAAUCAGUUGAAGUAAGUGAAAGCAUAGCUGCUGAUGCAAAACCAUCUCCUGUAAAGAAGGAAGAAAAUCAUACAGCACAAGAAGAAAAAUGUGCAGUUAAAGAAGCAAGCCAAUCUGAAGUAAAUAUGCAUAUAAAACCAUCUUCAGUAUUAGAUGAAGCAAAACAAGUUCCAGCAAAGUUAGAAACUAAGCAACCUAAAAUAGAGAACAAGUUGAAAUAUGAUAAAGAUACUGUGCUUGAACAAAAAACUAUAAAAGAUACAUUUUCCUCAAAAUUAGAUUCACAAGUAAGCCAAACAAAGGAUUCUGAUGAAAGAACUGUCAGGGCUACUUUCGAGAAUCCUGCUGAGUAAGUGUGUGUUAAAUAACAAAAUCAUAUAUCAGUUAAGUCUUGCAUUUGAUGUUUUAGUUUCAUUUUGUAUAGGAUUUACCAUAGUAUGAGUACAGGAAAGGGGGAUAGCAUAGACACUUGUCAGUUAUUCGAAAUAAAUGAAGUAGUAACUUUAUAUUGUGUUAGUGUACAUGGUAAUAAUUAGACAGUACAGGGCAUCUAUUGUUUUAUAAUUAUCAUUCACAACAGCCGAACAUAGUGCUAUAAACGCCACAUGUGUUUGAUUAAUCACUUAGUUAUUGUGUAUGAGGUGCAUGUAGAAGUAUC
Molecule: messenger RNA, 2349 nt
Organism: Owenia fusiformis
Lineage: Eukaryota; Metazoa; Annelida; Polychaeta; Sabellida; Oweniidae
Source: the annotation of a GenBank genome assembly